ACUGUGUCGGUCUUCCUCGCCAUCGUGUUCCUUUCUCUGACCGAGGGAAGAUCUGGAGGUGCCAAACCUGCGGUGACCUUCACACCCAACUGGGGGAAUGGGAAUAUACUAUGGUAUGAUGAUGUGACUCUAACGUGUAAUGUGCCGUCUACUGGACCAGAGGAGCCCCGGACCUACCAAUGGUACAAAGACAGCCAACCAAUACCAGGAGAUCAUCAGAGUCUUCAUAUCAUUGGAUCUGAUGUACAUCGGGACAGAGGAGAAUUACCAGUGCCGGGUCAGUGGUGGUGAUAUCAGUGAUCCCCGUCUCUCUAAAUGUUACACAAGCAUUUGUCAUCCUGCAGAGACCCCCAUCUGCCAUAUAUGAAGGAGACCCCCUGACUCUGAGAUGU
Staurois parvus is the source of this 392-nucleotide messenger RNA. The record is from the annotation of a GenBank genome assembly. Lineage: Eukaryota; Metazoa; Chordata; Amphibia; Anura; Ranidae.